AUGAACGGAUCGAUCCGAUUAAGGCGUGAACUGGAUUUUGAGACCAAAGCCUCCUAUAUGAUGUCCCUAUUGGCAUCUGAUGGAAAUGGAAGAUCCGCUGUAGUUUCGCUUGAAGUCGUAGUGUUGCCUGUCGAUGAGUACGCUCCAGUGUUCUCUCAAUCGAGCUAUACAUUCCAGAUUCCACUUGACGCCGGCGCUGGUGCCAUCGUUGGUGAUGUACUGGCUGUUGACGCCGAUGGAGGUGUUCACGGUAUUCCCGAGUACCGUAUAGAACCGCCCAGCAAUCUGGUUGCAGUGGACAAAACAUCAGGAUUGAUAACCCUCAAAGCUAAACCGGAUCGCCAUCGCAAUCAUACGGUAGAACAAAUUGUCGUAAUUGCGGCCAGUAGUCAUCUACAACAGACGAAAGCCACAGUUUACUUGGAGAUUGGCGACUUCCCAAUAAGGCCAGCGAAUUCGGCCAUUUCAUCCAACAUUUUCAAAAUUGGAGCUGUUGCCACUGCGGCUCUAUUCGUGCUGUUGAUCUGUCUACUUUGGCUGCUGUUUGUUUGGCUAUCGAUCGUCGAAACCCAAGAGAUUGAUAGUCCUCGAAAGCAGACCUCAUCGAUGACGUCAUCAGCGUCUUCGAACUCAGGGAUACGAAAUUCACUGCUGUCUCAUCGCGAAGCCGCAUCAACUCGUUCACAGCCUGAUUCAGGAAUCGACCAGGAUACGGUAUCGGUGAACAGUUCCGUCACCGAAUAUCUCAUUUCGAUCGGUGUGAAUCCUAAUCCGAUUCAAUCGCGUUCACGAUACCGACGACCUGAUACGGUUGAUUCGGCUUUGAAUGAGUAUAUCUACGCACGGGUAGAAGACGUACUCCCUCCAGGACCGGUGAAUUUAUCCAGCAAUGUUGAGCAGCUUGAAGAUCUCUAUCAGUAUUCUCAUUCACGGUUGUCGGCACCAUCAUUCCAACCUUUGACGGAGAUUUUCGACGAACUGGAGGAGAUUCAACGAGAACAACAAGGGAAACAUCGAGACUAUGUACAAGUAGAAAUCUAG
Molecule: messenger RNA, 1041 nt
Organism: Cooperia oncophora
Lineage: Eukaryota; Metazoa; Nematoda; Chromadorea; Rhabditida; Trichostrongylidae
Source: the annotation of a GenBank genome assembly